This is a messenger RNA of Oppia nitens, 691 nucleotides long. Its product is annotated as protein KRTCAP2 homolog. The record is from RefSeq and is a predicted model, not a curated record. NCBI's taxonomy places the organism in Eukaryota, Metazoa, Arthropoda, Arachnida, Sarcoptiformes, Oppiidae. The transcript is spliced from 4 exons. The coding region runs from base 143 to 547 and encodes 134 amino acids.
AUUGACAUACAUUAUGUGUGAACCCAUCAUAAUAUUGGCCAACACUUCACACACACAUUGAAAACCAAUUAUUACUUUAAAUUACUUUUUUUUAUUUAUUUAAACACUUAAGACAUCACUAAUCACAUCCAUUAUCACCGAAAUGGUUGCUUCCAAUGGACUGUCGUGUGUAUUGGCGUUGACACUGUCCACUGUAUUGACGGCAUCGAUGCAGAUGUAUCGGCAAUUUUUGUCGUCAUCGCAGCCGAUGACCAUUUUGACCGGCUUUUUGGGUUCACUACUGUUUUUGUUGAUACUGACGGCUAUCAGUAAUCUGGAGAUGACUUUGUUUGGCAAACAUUUUCAGAGCAAACUUACCGAAGUGAUUUUAAGUUUAGUUAUUGCAAUGUUUGUCUCGGGAGGUGUCCAUAGAGUGGCCAUCACUACGUGUUUGAUAUUUUCGGUGAUUGGCUUGUAUUAUGUGAAUCGGAUCAGCAUUCGUGUCCAUCAAAUCAAUGCCAUUAAUCCGCAGAUCGCCAACAAUCCUACUUCCAAGAAGCGAAAGUAAAAUGAGAUGAUAUAAUGAAUUUUUGACAAUUGAAUUGAUUGAUUGGUGGAUCUGUUAAUUGGUGAUACCAUCAAUUGAUGUGAUGACAUAAAUUGCGACAACUUUUUUAAUUAUUAUUAUUAUUAUUAGAUUAACUAAAUCUAA